UCUCCGAUUCAUCAGAAAGAAACCCACAGAAUCCGAAGCAGAAAAAUCUCUUCCAAAAAAUUGCGAGGAGAUGGAGAACGACGUCGUACCUCCGGCCGCCGAUUUCAAGCUCUGCGGUUACUUCCGUGCGGUGCUCGCAGUUCCCGGCGAUGCCUCAAUUCCCCUAAAUUCGAUUUGCCGCAUCGCCGGUGAGUCGCCGAACGUUUACUUCGUCGCCGAUAAUGAAAUCCGCUUAUCCCCAAUUUGUGGAGCGCAGGCUCCAGAUUCCAAAGCGACGCCUUCUGUGAAGAAGCGGUGGAGUAAACUUGGAAUGGUCCACGGAUCGAUUAGCGUUGUGCACCAAUUGCACGCCCUCGUAUCCCACAAAUGCAUGCGGAUUGCGGCGCGUGUUGUUAGUUUCUCUCCACGCGAGGGUGAAUCAGAGGGUGGAAGUAGGGAAAUUAGAGCUGUGGUUUUAGUGGAUGUUUACUUGCCGGUUGAUUUGUGGUCUGGAUGGCAGUUCCCGCGGUCGAGCGCCAUUGCUGCCUCGCUUAUGAAACACUUGAGCUGUGAUUGGGAAUCUAGAAGCUUGAUGCUCAAGUCCGUCAAAUUGGAUCCUGAUGAUUGUUGGAAUGUAACAGACUGUCAUGUCCUUGGCUGUAAGCGACAUUGUGGUGCAUCUGACAAUCCUAAGAAAAAAAAGCUCUUUGAACUCCAGGAAAUUUUUCAGAGUUUACCCUCUGUGACAAUGAAGGUUGACUUUGAUGGUACAAUAAUACAACCAGCUGACACAUCCUGUGAUACCGGCAUCUGGGUGCUGUCAGAUGAUAUUUUGAUUAAUAUUUUAACUACACUUAGCCCAAUAGACCUUGUUAAGGUUUCUUUGACCUGCCAUCAUUUAAGGAACUUGGCAGCAUCCAUCAUGCCAUGUAUGAAACUUAAAUUGUAUCCUCAUCAGAAGGCUGCAGUUGAGUGGAUGUUACAGCGUGAGAGUGAUUCUAAAGUAUUACAACAUCCUCUCUAUAUGGAUUUCAGGACCCAAGAUGGGUUUGAUUUUAAUAUCAAUGUGGUUUCUGGUGAAAUUGUAGCCGGUGUAGUGCCGACGGUUAGGGAUUUUCGCGGGGGAAUGUUCUGCGAUGAACCUGGGUUAGGUAAGACUAUUACUACCCUUUCACUUAUUCUGAAGAGACAAAGAACCUUGGCAGAAACCCCAGAUGCAGUACAAGUGAUCUGGUGUACGCAUGAUGGAAACCAGAGGGGUGGCUAUUAUGAAGUCAGUGCUGACACUAUAACUAGAGGUAAUAUGUCAACUAUCAACAAUAUUAUGGGUCAGAAAACUCGGAGGGGACAGUUAUCUCUAGAUGAACUCACCCCAAAGAAGUACUGUAGCGGCAAAGCAACAAAUUCUCCCAGAUCUCUUGGUCCGACUGCGCAAAUGCAGGAAUCCAGUGAUUCAUGUUCGAAUAAACGAAUUAAAUUGGGUACACGCUCAACACCCGCAGCCAUCACCUUGCAGUGCAGCAGGAGCUCAAGCAGUGCACAGAGAAAUCUUCUGGAUGCAUAUUCGGGCAAAAAAGGUGGUCCCCGCCGUGGGAGACCUGUCACUAGGAAGAGGGAUAAGGAGACAGCCGCAGAUGAAAUUGAAUAUAACGAAACUUGGGUCCAGUGUGAGGCUUGUAGCAAGUGGCGGAAGGUUGCAGAUGGAUAUGCAGCAAAUACUUCCAUGGCAUGGUUUUGCAGUAUGAACAGCGACUCUUCAUACCAGAGUUGUAAUGUUCCUGAAGAAUCCUGGGAUAUUAAGGAGCCUAUCACAUACCUACCAGGAUUUCAUACCAAGGGAUUCUCCGGGGGGCAGGAGGAAAAUAUAUCAUUUUUCAUUAGUGUUCUAAAGGAACACUAUACAUUGAUAAAUUCUGAGACAAAGAAAGCUUUGACUUGGCUGGCUAAACUUUCACCUGAUAAGCUUGCAGAAAUGGAAACUACUGGUUUGGUGAGCCCUGUUGUAGGAACCUCACUAUUUGAUACUAGAGUUGCUCGUGAUUAUCACAAAAUAUUUGAAGCAUUUGGCCUUGUAAAAAGAGUAGAAAAAGGUCCCAUGAAGUGGUAUUAUCCCAGAAGUCUUGUGAACCUGGCGUUUGAUUUGGAUUCCCUAAGGAUUGCUCUCUGCGAGCCAUUAGACUCACUCAGGUUCUAUCUGUCAAGUGCAACUUUGAUUGUUGUCCCCUCAAAUCUUGUCGAUCACUGGAAAACUCAGAUUGAAAGGCAUGUUAGUCCAGGCCAGUUGAGAGUCUAUGUAUGGGGUGAUCAAAAGAAAAAACCUUCUGCUCACAAUUUGGCCUGGGAUUAUGAUGUUGUGAUAACCACCUUCAAUCGCCUGAGUGCUGAGUGGGGUCCCCGUAAAAGAAGUGUACUAAUGCAAGUUCACUGGCUUAGACUCGUGUUGGACGAGGGGCAUACUCUUGGCUCAAGUCUCAGUUUGACAAACAAACUGCAAAUGGCGGUGUCGCUGACUGCCACUAACCGCUGGUUGUUGACAGGUACUCCAACUCCCAACACUCCUAACAGUCAGCUAUCUUAUCUCCAACCAAUGCUGAAGUUCCUCAAAGAGGAGACUUAUGGACAGCAUCAGAAGUCAUGGGAAACAGGUAUCCUAAGGCCAUUUGAGUCAGAGAUGGAAGAGGGAAGGUCACGUUUGCUGCAGUUACUUAACAGAUGCAUGAUUAGUGCAAGGAAAACAGAUCUGAAAGCGAUCCCACCUUGCAUAAAAAGAGUAACAUUUGUGGAUUUCUCUGAAGAACAUGCAAAAAGUUAUAACGAGUUGGUAGAAACAGUUCGGCGUAAUAUAUUAAUGGCUGACUGGAAUGAUUCGUCUCAUGUUGAAAGUUUAUUGAACCCAAAACAGUGGAAAUUUCGGGCUAACACAAUAAAAAAUGUUAGGUUAUCCUGCUGUGUGGCUGGACAUGUUAGAGUAACGGAUGCCGGCCAAGAUAUUCAAGAAACUAUGGAUAUCUUAGUAGAGAAUGGUCUGGAUCCUAUGUCUCAGGAGUAUGGCUGGAUAAAGUAUAGUAUUUCGUAUGGUGGCGAUUGCAUGAGGUGCAAAGAAUGGUGUCGGUUACCUGUCAUUACACCUUGUAAGCACCUUAUGUGCCUUGAUUGUGUUGCUCUAGACAGUGAAAGGUGCACAUUCCCUGGCUGCGGUAACUCGUAUGAAAUGCAGAGUCCGGAAGAAUUAGCUCGUCCAGAGAAUCCCAAUCCUAAGUGGCCUGUUCCAAAGGAUCUUAUUGAGUUACAGCCUUCAUAUAAGCAGGAUGACUGGAAUCCUGAUUGGCAGUCAACAUCUAGCAGCAAAGUUACAUAUUUAGUUCGCCGGUUAAAGGAAUUGCAAGAAACUAAUAGGAUGACUGGAUACGCUGAUGUGUCUAGUGAACUUAAUUUCUCUUCUAACAGGAGCUAUUUCGAUAUAUCACUAGAUCAAGAUGCUUGCCAUAAGUUAAAAAACGGGUGGAGCCAGAUUCCCUUGGAGAAAGUCAUUGUUUUCUCACAGUUUCUUGAACACAUCCAUAUCAUUGAACAACAGUUAAGUAUUGCAGGCAUCCAGUUUGCUGGAAUGUAUAGUCCAAUGCACUCCAGCAAUAAGAUGAAAUCACUGGCAACUUUCCAGCAUGAUGCAAAUUGUAUGGUUCUCUUGAUGGACGGAAGUGCAGCUUUAGGUCUCGAUUUAAGCUUUGUGAAUCAUGUCUAUCUGAUGGAACCUAUAUGGGAUAGAAGUAUGGAGGAGCAGGUUAUCAGUCGGGCUCAUCGAAUGGGUGCUACACGUCCAAUUCAUGUAGAAACGUUAGCCAUGAAUGGCACAAUUGAAGAGCAAAUGCUGAAAUUUUUACAGGACGGCAAUGAAUGCAGAAGGCUGUUGAAGGAAGAGUUCGCUACAAAUACUCCUGACGGGACACAACGGUCAUUUCACACAUUACAUGAUUUUGCAGAGAGCAAUUACUUGGCUCACCUUAGCUUCGUACGAACUAGUUCCAGGACAGAAAAGGUCGCCAAAUAGAUAUUCUUGAAGGGCUAGAAUCGAACACCUUGUUCGGAAGUUAUGACUCGCUCUCGACUUUUUUUGGCGUAUUUAUUUAUACUGUGGCGAUCAAGGAUGUCAAACAACAGGUUUAUUUAGUGUUUGCUGCAUUCAGAAUUUCUUCUGAUUUUUCAUUUCAUAGAUAGCAGCUACACGAAAAUGCUUUUGUAGAAGGGAGGAGUCCGUUUUGUGCUUCUCGUGUAUUAUAUCGAUUUUUUGCUGUUCUGACUUCUGAGUUCUAACACUUUGAUCCCACGUUUUUUUGUCAUGCUACACCAAUUGAAAAA
Messenger RNA from Erythranthe guttata (spotted monkey flower), 4335 nucleotides. RefSeq names its product SNF2 domain-containing protein / helicase domain-containing protein / F-box family protein. Gene Ontology annotation, biological process: DNA repair. Gene Ontology annotation, cellular component: nucleus. The record is from RefSeq and is a predicted model, not a curated record. Gene Ontology annotation, molecular function: protein binding; ATP binding; ATP-dependent activity, acting on DNA. NCBI's taxonomy places the organism in Eukaryota, Viridiplantae, Streptophyta, Magnoliopsida, Lamiales, Phrymaceae.